Messenger RNA from Pyrgilauda ruficollis (rufous-necked snowfinch), 7312 nucleotides. It is a transcript of the gene CEP250, whose product is annotated as centrosomal protein 250. NCBI's taxonomy places the organism in Eukaryota, Metazoa, Chordata, Aves, Passeriformes, Passeridae. The record is from RefSeq and is a predicted model, not a curated record.
GGCUGGGCCGGCCAUGGCGGGCAGCUCGAGCCCCAGGGAGCUCAGCCCGGGCUCGCUGCGGCGGCGGCUGCGGAGCGCGGAGGAGGCGCAGCAGCGGCAGGCGGGACUGGUGCGGCAGCUGCAGGACGAGGUACUGCAGUACCAGACCUGGUGUCGAGAGUUGGAGCAGCAAGUGAAAGCUGCAGGGGGAUCCCUUCCAGGCAGAUGGGAGGCCACAGCAGACCACAGCCUGGAGAAAGCACUGCUUCAGGUGGAAGAGGAGCAGCAAAGGUGUGAGAAUCUGGCAGAAGUGAACACUCUCCUGCGGGAGCACCUCGAUAAAGCCAGUGAGGUUAAUUCUGCCCUCAAAGAAGAUGUUGGAAAACUGACAGUGGAUUGGAUGAGGGCCCGGGAGGAGCUGGAGUUGAAGGAGAGUGAAUGGCGCACUGAACGGGAGCUUUAUGACAGCUACUUAAGGGGGGAACAUACCCGUCUGCUCAGCCUGUGGCGGCAGGUGGUGACCUUCCGCCGCCACUUCCUGGAAAUGAAGACUGCCACUGACCGAGAUUUGUCAGAGCUGAAGGCAGAACAAAUGAGGCUUUCUGGAUCUAUUCUUGUGAACUGCUCUCGCCUGAACUCCUGUGUGCACCUCAGGGAGUCCAUCCCUCUGGGUAAACCUGCCCUGAAGGAUCAGGCAGAGCAGCAAGUGGAACCAAAAAUAAACCAGACAGCUCAGGAAGUGAUAGCCUUACAAGUCAGGUGUGACAUGGAGAAGAAAGAGCUUCAGGACAGGGUGAUGGAGCUCUCAGCCUUGCUUGUACAGUCUCAGAAGCAGAACGAGGAGAAGGAGAAGACCAUGAAAACACUUAACGACACAGUGGAGAUUCUAGAAUCCAGUUGGAUAGAGAAAGAAUUUGCAGCUUCAUUGAGUAACAGUGCCAAAGAAGAGAAUCUUUUCCUUCAAAAGCUCAUUAAAAAUAUCACUGAGAUGGUGUUAGACGACAGUGACAGCAUGGUCAGCAUUAUCUGCACUGGCAGUUCCCAGCAUGCAAACUCUGGGGACAUCUUCUCAGCUCCGAGAUCUGUUGAUGCAGGGCAUGCCUUUGGACUGGUUCUGGAAGCACUGGCAAGGAUGCGAGGGGCAGCACGGGCCCUGAGAGAAGAGCUUUCUGCUAGGCAAGACUCAAACAAAUUCCUGCUGCAGCAACAGAGACAUCAGGAAGAGAAGUGCAGGGAGGUGCAGCAAAGACUUGAGCAACUGGAGGAGAAAUGCAAGGAGUCCAGCAGCCACCAACAGCACCUUCAGUCUUUAGUAGAAAUACUCAGAAGUGACUGUACAAACCUCGAGAAAACUAGGAAAGAGCUACAGGAACAGCUUGGAUUAAGGGAGCAAGAAGCCUCAUGUCUGCGUCAGAUUAAUGCUGAGCUGCAGAUGAAGGAAGAGUCAGCCCAGGCAGAAAAGGCAGAGCAACAGGACAGGAUGGAGAGAGCACGCCGUGAGCAGGAGCUCCUAGUGAAGGACUUGGCUGCACUUGAGGAAAAACACUCAUUACUGCAGAGCGAGUUGGUAGUCAAGAGACAGACACUGGAGAAAUUGCAGCUUCAGAAGGAUCUGCUGGAGCAAGAGAAGGAUGAGUUUGCCAUGGCUCUGGAGAAGGCAGAACGGUCAGUGGCAGAGCUGACAGGGGCUCAGAACAAGCUGAAUGCUGAAAGAGCUGAUCUACAGGCUGCAGCAGCGAAGAUGAGCAGCAUCAAUGAAGCUCUCGCAUUGGACAAAGUGCAGCUGAACAAAUAUGUGUGGCAGCUGGAGCAAGAGAAGGAAGUUUUGUCUGCUAAAGUGGAUGAGAUGGAGAGAGCAAAAAUCUGUGAGCAGGAGAAGCUGAACUUCUGUGAAAGAGCAAACAAAGAGCUCUGUGCAGAGAAAGCCCGGCUAGAGCAGCUGCUGAAGGAAGCAGAGGAGCAACGGGAGGAGCUGUGGCUGGAGCUUAGUACACUGGGAGAGGAGAAAGCAGAUACCCAGGAGAAAUUCCAUCAGGUUUCCCAGGAGCAAGAGUCGUUGAGCAGGGCUCUGGAGCAGCUGCGCCAGGAAUCCUCUGACCAAGGGCAUGAACUGGCCCAGGCAUGCAGAGAGAAGGAGCUGCUGGGCCGGGAGAAGGCUGCCCUUGAGGGCCGACUGGCAGCCACAGAGCGCCACCAACAUGACCUCUCCAGGCAGCUGGCAGAGACCAGGUCAGCAAAGGAGAGCCUGGAAUCCAGGCUGUUUGCUGCUCAGCAGCAGAUAGCUCAGCUGGAGAUCACUGGGAACCAUCUGGAAGCUCAAGUGCUCACAGUCACACAGGCCAAGGAGGUGAUAGAAGGAGAAGUGAAGUGCCUGCAACGUGAGCUGGAAGCAGAGAGAGCUCUCAGGAGGCAGGAACAGGAAGACACAGCUCAACAGCUCCUGCAGGCACAGCAGCAGCAUCACAAAAGCCUCAGGACUCAGGCAAUUGCUCAGCAAGUGGAAAUAAAGAAGCUCCUGGAAGACCUGGCAAGUGACCGCGAAAGGCACCGUGCAGAGAUGCAGGAGAUGCUGGAGCAAUGGGAAAAAGAGAAGGCAGAGAGAGAGCAGGAGCACAAGAAGGUGCUGUUUGAGAUGAGGCAGAAUGUACAGAGAGCCCAGCAAGAUGUGAGGGAGGCCCAGGAAGAGUCCAGGCAGAAGCUCUUGGAGGUUGAGCAUGUCCAGAAAAUGCUGGAGGAGGCAGAACAUCGGAACAAGGAGCUGCAACUGCAUCUGGAGUACUUGGAGAGGGAAAGGAGUCGAUGGGAAGAAGUGGCUCAGCAAAAUUCAGAAUUGCAGACUUCCAUGAAUGCACUGGAGGGGGAAAAAGCCAGACUGACUCUGUCUCUGGAAGAAAAGGAUCUGAGCCUCAGAACCCUGGAAGAAGACAACAUGGCCCACAUCAAUCAGGUGUCUCAGCUUCGUUCUGCCCUUACCCAAGCUGAGGAGCUCCACUCAGAGCAUAGAACAGAAAUGCAGGAGCUCAACACCCAGAUCCAGGCCCUGCAGGACGCAGUGCUGCAGAUGGAGUCUUCCCAGGCAACUCGAGAGAAGCAGCUGCUGAAGGAGCUGGAGGAGUCUCGAGCAGGAGAACGCUGUUUGAGGGACUCUGUGCACGUGGUGGAGGCUCAGGUGUCUGAGCUGCGUGUGAAGCUCCAGAGCUCUGAGAACAGAGCAGAGGCCUUGGCCACACAGUGUCAGCAGGCCAGUGGUGCCCACCAGGAAACUCAAUCCCAGCUGGACAAACUGCUCUUGGUUCUCCACAACAUGAUCAGGGACAGCAGAGAGUUGGUCACUUGGAGCUCAGAAGAGGGUCAUGUCAUGGGCCUAACUGCUUCUCAGGCUGGGGAUGUCCCCACAGAGCUUACAGUGGACAGAGUGGCAGCAGCUCUGCAAGACCUGCAGCAGCACCUGGAGCAUUCCCAGAAAGAUCUGAAUGAUGCAAGGAAGAAGAUACAGACCUUAGAGCUGGAGCUGGGCACGGGGCAGGAUCAGAUGGAAAAUCUCAGAGCCUGCAAUCAGGAGCUGCAGAUACAGUUGGAUGAAAGUCAGGCAGCAAUGAGGGCAGAACACCAGAAGACCUCUCUGGAAACUGCCUUGAAGGAAGAGACCAUUGCCCUGAAGGAAGAGGCUGUGACUCUUCAUCAGGAGGUGGCAUCUCUACAGCGCAAAUUGGAAAACCUGGAGAAGGAAAGGAAGGAUGUGCUGCAUGAACAGGACAGGCUGCAGACAGAUAAAGAAAAACUAGAGUAUGAAAUAAAACUUCUGGAAGAAUCAGUCACAGUCUCUGAAACCCGAGCAAAUAUAGUAAUAGACAAGAAUCAUUCCCUUGAACAAGAACUCCAAACUGCCUUGUCUAUGUUAAAAAUUAAAAAUGAGGAAGUGCAAAACCAGGGGAAGAAAAUGGAGAUUUUUCAGAAAGAGGCAGCAGAGACCAAAGCUUUGCAGGAGCAUCUCACUCAUGUGACUGCCAUUCUGUCAGAGAGGGAGGGAGAAAUGAAAUUGUACCAAGAGGAGAUUAGAAUGUUGGAAAAGCAGAAAGAAAUGCAUAAAACUGCUCUUAAUCAGGUUAUUAAGGACAUAACAGAGAAAGAACAGAAGACAGAAUCCCAGCAGGAACAGAUACAGGAGCUGGAGAAGCAGCAAGAAAAGCAAAGGAUUGUUUUUAACAAAAUGAGCCAAGAGCUGGAAAAGAAGGACCAAGAGAUCAGAUCCCAGCAAGAACUGAUAAGGGAGCUGGAGAAGCAGUUAGAAUUGCAGAACUCUGCUGUCAGCAGGAUGAGCAAAGAGCUGGAGGAGAAACACCUGGAGGUCAAAUUCCAGGAGGAAAAAAUAAUGAUUCUAGAACAGCAUGGUGCAGUACAAGUCAGAAAUCUGCUUGUGGAUCUUGAUGACAUGAAAGGAAACCUGAAGGAGAAAAGGUUGGAGCUUCUUUCUCUGACUCAGCAGAUUCAAGAACUGGAAAAGGAGAGAGAAGAUGUGAAAUCUCUAAAUGCUAGCCUUGAACACCUGAGAACUGUUCUUAAGGACAGAGAGAGUGAGUGUGACGCUCAAAGGGAAGAGUUAACGCUCUUGCAGCAGCACAGGGAACAGCAAGAUAGGCAUCUGCAAGAGGUUCUUGGUAAAGUAGAAAUCAUGACACUUUCUUUAUCUAAAAAAGAUCAAGAGCUUGAGUCACAACAAAAACAAUUGCAGGAAGUUGAAGAAGUCAUGGAAAUGCAGUUAAAGACUAUUCGUGACAAACUGGAGCAGACCUUAGCAGCCUUAAAAGAAAAAGACAGACUUAUGGACAUCCAAAAGCAACAAACAAGGAGCUAUGAGGAAAAAAAAGAGGAACAGAUUAAUGUCUUGCACAGGGACUUAGAAUACUAUAGGACAGUGUUGAAAGAAAAGGAUUUAAUGAUUGAAUCUCAGAAGGAACUGAUUGAGACCUUCCAAAAACAAAAGCAGGACUCUGAACAGCAGAAGCAAAUUCUGCAGUGUCUUCAAGUGGAACUAAAGGAAAAAGAGGAGGAAAUUUUUUCCCUUAGAAAGCAAUGUGAGGCAUGCAAGGAAAAGGAGGAAAAGCAUGAAGCUGAGCAAAGAAAUUGCCAUGCAACAACACUGAAAGAAAAAGAAGACAGGAUUUGUGUUCUGGAGGAUGCCAUCACAAAGCUUCAACAGCAGAAGGAAGAGACAGCGGUGCAGACUAAAGCCAUACUGCAAAAACUAGAAUAUGCUGAAUCUUCUCUUGAAGCUAGAGAUCAAGAGAUAGUGUCUUUGCAAGAGCAUGUCCAGGAGCUUCAAGAGCAGAAGGAGGUGGCAGGCAAGCAGGUCAGAAAUCUAGAGCAGGAUCUAGACAAAGCAAACCAGAUGUUGAAUAAGAACCAUUUGGAGUUCCUCAAGCAGACAGAGCAAAUGAACACGUUCCAUCUUCGUGAAGAAAGCAUGAAAGUAGCACUAACAUCAUGCCAGAAGCAAGUGACUCUACUUGAGGAAGUGGUGAGGAAGAAAGAUGAGGACAAUGACGCUCUUAGGCAAAAACUUCAGCAUGCAGAAGAAGAACUGAAGACUUUGCAGAAUCUCCAGCUUAGGCUAACUGAGAAGAAUGAAGAGGUUAGACAUGAUGGAGAGCAAGAGUUUCUGAAAGAAGCCUUCCCUGAGAGAGAAGGAGAGAUCAAGGCUCAAAGUGAGCAAAAGCAGUUAGAAGUGGAAAUAAGAGCUCUCCAGGAAGAUCUCCAGCAUGUUCAGCAGACCCUGACAAAGAAGGAUAAAGAGAUCAAGUACCAGACAGACAGAGUCAAGUAUUUAAAGAAGACUCUGAUAGAGAGAGAACAAGAGCUUAGGAGGCAGAGUGAACUCCUGAAAGACUUAACAUUGGCUUUGCAAUGGAAAGAUGAAGGGGAAACCCUAAAGAUACAAAUCCAAAAACUCCAGAAAUGGGAGGAAGAGGAAGUAGAGAAGAGGAAAAUUCUCCAGGACAGAGACCAUCUCUUGCAAAGGCAGAAGGAAAUUACCCAACAGUUAGAAGCUGAGAGGGAUGCCAGUGGUGAAGAGUUGGAGUGUGUGGCUCCUGCUUUGAAGCAGAGAGAAAGCAGAGAACAUGAAUGGAGAGAGAAUGCUCAAGUCCUGAGUGCUGCACUGAGCAAGAGUGAAAUGGCCAAUGGGAAUCUGAAGAAAGAAAUAACCAUCCUGCAGAGAAUGAUUUCAGAGAGAGACACAGACCGAUUUCAUCAACAGCAGGCUGUUGCUGAGUUGUCAUGGCUGUCAGAGAAGAGACUCAUGUUGCAGAGCCUGGAAUGUCUGCAGCGAGCAGUUGCAAAGCUGGAAGAUGAAAAGGUGGAGCUCAGGCAACAAAAUACUGAACUCAGGAGGACUCUUGAGCAGGUGGAACAUGAACGGAGGAGACUGAAGAGAUGUUUUAGGGGUCGGUUACUCCCAGAUGCCUCUGGAUUUUCUCUCUCUGAGUCUGACCAGUGCAAGUUGCCCGCUUCUAGAAAGGAGGAGUCUCAUGCUCACUGCAAUCAGCACUUAGCUGAGUUACAGAACCAGGUGUCCCUGCUGCAGUCACAGCUGGCCCAAGACCGACAGCACCGGCAGAACUACAUUGAGAGCUGUGCAAGGACCAGCCAGGAGCUGUCAAACCUUCACCAGGAGCUGUCCUCCUCCUUUGCAGCUGUGCUCAAGGAGCCCAAAGCUGCUGUUCUGGAAGAAGAGACUCGGAAGCUGGAUCGGUCUCUGAACCUUAACUCGGCACUGACAUCCCUGAGCCAUCAGUCUCUGGAGAGACAGCCCGAGCAUCCAAGAGCCAGACCUGCCAGAAGCAAUGAUGACCUGAGGUAACAGCACCUCUGGUCUCCAUUUGAAUGGAACGAUUUCUCCUAAGACAAAGAGCUCAUGGAUGUGAGAAAUGGGAUCAGCUCCUCAGGACAGGGCUACCCCGUGCCUUAAACAUCUGUUGGUCUCACAUUCAGCUGGUGUCAUACCUCACCUUAUGUUGAGGAUUAGGAUCUAUGAAACAUUAUUUCAAUGAAGUAGAUGAUUUCUGGAACCAAAAUGUGAAUAUGUGAGAAAAACAACAUAGGUAAGGAGAGAGAAUGAUGUAUGGAGAAUGAAGCCUGAACAAAAAAUGAAUAAUCAUUGAACAGUAAGACUUGUGGGUGACAUCUGUCCGAGGACAACGACUCUACAAACAAUUAAAGGGACAUAACAGUUUGUGUUGUUUGCAUUUGCAAGCAUCUCCUAGGGACAGGCAUUUUAAUUUUUUUUUAAUAAAAUGUUUUUCAGAAGAAAAUUAUACUCAUUUUCACUGGCACA